Molecule: messenger RNA, 477 nt
Organism: Encephalitozoon cuniculi GB-M1
Lineage: Eukaryota; Fungi; Microsporidia; Unikaryonidae
Product: ubiquitin-conjugating enzyme
Exons: 1
Coding region: 1-477 (158 amino acids)
Source: RefSeq, marked provisional
AUGGCAACAACCAAUGGAAAGAACAGUAGAUUAGCGAUUGAGAUGGAGUCUAUGUCAAGAGAUCCGCCUCCUGGAUGCAGUGCAAGCCCGAUAAGCCCCAACGAGCUGGACAAGUGGAUUGCGGUGAUUACGGGGCCGCCGGGCUCGGUUUACGAGGAUGGGAUAUUCGAGCUCUUGAUUGUCUUUCCCCCGUUCUACCCGUUCAGCCCCCCAAAGGUGACUUUCAAGACGCGAAUAUUCCACUGCAACAUAUUUGAAAAGAACAUCUGCCUGGACAUCCUGAAGGACCAGUGGAGUCCUGCCCUGACUAUAGAUAAGAUCCUCUUGUCCAUAAUUUCUCUGCUCCAAGAUCCGAAUCCCGACGACCCCCUGAACAAGGAGGCUGCAGACCUGUACCGCAACAACAGGGCAGAGUAUAACAGAAAGGCCAAGGAGUGGGUUCGCCUUCAUGCUUCCAAGCACAAGUCUGAGGAGUAG